AUAAAACUAAAUAUAUCUUCAUCUAAAUUAUCUUUUAUUAUAUAGUCCCAUAGUGGGUCGCUUUGAAACCACAAAAUAAAAAAUACCCACAAAUUUUCUUGAUAAAUUUUUCACAAAUUAUGGGUACUAAGAAAGUUUUGGUGUUGUUGGUGUUUUCUAUGUUCAUGUUUUUUUCUUUAGGGCACGAAGAAGAGUGUCUGAAUCCAUUUUUGAUUGAUCAAAAUAUUUUCGCGAAAGAUCAUAUUAUAAAUUUAGCGAAUGAUACUGAGACAGUCAAGUGGAUGAGGAAGAUAAGGAGACAAAUUCAUGAGAAUCCAGAGCUUGCUUAUGAAGAAUUUAUGACAAGUGCUUUAAUUAGAGAGGAACUUGAUCGGAUGGGAGUUAAAUACCGGUGGCCGGUGGCUAAGACUGGCGUUGUUGCAGCCAUCGGCUCCGGUAAGCCGCCGUUUGUUGCUCUUAGAGCUGAUAUGGAUGCUUUGCCUAUUCAGGAAUUGUCAAAAUGGGAACACAAGAGCAAAAUUGAUGGCAAAAUGCAUGCUUGUGCUCAUGAUGCACAUACCACAAUGCUUCUUGGUGCUGCUAAAAUAUUACAACAACUCCAACACAAUUUACAGGGUACGGUUGUGUUAAUUUUUCAACCCGCGGAGGAACGAGGGCACGGGGCUAAAGAUAUGAUAGAUGAGGGUGUUCUAGAAAAUGUAGAAGCCAUAUUUGGUAUGCAUUUAGUACAUAAGUAUUCAAGUGGUGUAGUUGCAUCUAGGCCUGGUGAAUUUUUAGCUGGAUGUGGAAGUUUUAAAGCAACAAUUAGAGGCAAAGGAGGACAUGCUGCUAUACCACAAGAUACUGUUGAUCCUAUUUUGGCUGCUUCUACUUCUGUUAUUAGUUUGCAAAGUAUUGUGUCAAGAGAGGCUGAUCCUCUUGAAUCACAGGUUGUUUCUGUGGCUAUGAUUCAAGGGGGGUCAUCAUUUAAUGUCAUACCAGAUUCAGCUACAAUUUCUGGGACUUAUAGAGCAUUUAGUAAGAAGAGUUUCUAUGGUUUGAGGAAAAGAAUUGAAGAGAUCGUACGAGCACAAGCAGCUGUACAUAGAUGUACGGUGGAGAUUGACUUUGAUGGUCGUGAAAAUCCAACACUUCCUCCAACUAUAAACAAUGAGAAAAUAUAUGAACAUGCUCGAAAAGUAUCGAAAAUGAUCGUUGGAGAGGAAAACUAUAAAUUAUCACCUAGUUUUAUGGGAAGUGAAGAUUUUGCUGUGUUUUUAGAGAAGGUCCCUGGAUCAUUAUUCUUAUUGGGAACAAAAAAUGAAAAGAUUGGUGCAAUUUAUCCUCCACAUAAUCCAAAUUUCUUCAUUGAUGAAGAUGUUCUUCCAAUUGGAGCAGCAAUUCAUGCAACUUUUGCAUAUACAUACCUUUUCAAUUCUACAAAUAAGUGUACUAAUUCUCAUUCUUCUUAUUAGGAAUCAUGUAAAGCAUUCUUUAGUUUUUUGUUUUUUUUUUUGUAUGUUACAUCUAUAUAUGAUCAUUAGUUCCAGUCCAAUUUUCUUUAAUUUCUUACUUAUGAUUUAUUAAGUAAUAUGUUAAAAGUUAAUAUGAAAGACAAUGUAUGUGUGUAUCUCUUUGUAUAUCAUGUAUAUAUUCAUGAAAA
Molecule: messenger RNA, 1642 nt
Organism: Solanum tuberosum (potato)
Lineage: Eukaryota; Viridiplantae; Streptophyta; Magnoliopsida; Solanales; Solanaceae
Product: IAA-amino acid hydrolase ILR1-like 2
Exons: 5
Coding region: 120-1454 (444 amino acids)
Biological process (GO): auxin metabolic process
Cellular component (GO): endoplasmic reticulum
Molecular function (GO): IAA-Ala conjugate hydrolase activity
Source: RefSeq, a predicted model, not a curated record